Messenger RNA from Alternaria arborescens, 387 nucleotides. RefSeq lists its product as hypothetical. The coding region runs from base 1 to 387 and encodes 128 amino acids. The transcript has 2 exons. The record is from RefSeq and is a predicted model, not a curated record. NCBI's taxonomy places the organism in Eukaryota, Fungi, Ascomycota, Dothideomycetes, Pleosporales, Pleosporaceae. Gene Ontology annotation, molecular function: DNA binding; protein dimerization activity.
AUGGCCUCGAAAAGGUUGCAGCAGGAGUCUUUCCGAAAGCGGAAGAACAACUUCCUCCGUCGCGGACACGAGAUAAGCGACCGGUACAACGUAGGGGUGUGGCUGUGCAUCCAGAAGAGCAACGGCCAGCUGUACAUCUACAACUCAGAUCCAGCACGGCGAGACUGGCCGCCGUCCUCCACACAGCUUGAAACAACGUAUCCAGUGCCUAUCAUAAAGACGAGCGAGGACUUCCUCUCCAAGGCGCCACCCCUCAAGAAAUCACCACCAGCUACAAAGAACGCUUCUCUGCCUGGAUAUCUGUCUAGACCUCCCAUUCCCGAGUAUGCUCAGGAGGAGGUCUUCUCGGGUCGGCUGCUAGAGAGACGCAGGGACGGAGGGGCGUAG